Messenger RNA from Rhipicephalus microplus (southern cattle tick), 1881 nucleotides. Its product is annotated as XK-related protein 6. Gene Ontology annotation, cellular component: membrane. The record is from RefSeq and is a predicted model, not a curated record. Lineage: Eukaryota; Metazoa; Arthropoda; Arachnida; Ixodida; Ixodidae.
UCUCGAGUGGCAAGCCGACUGUCAGCCAUGCCUUCCGGCGCCGACGAUCCUGCACCACCUGAACACAGGACGAAACAUGGGCUCCGAGAGUUCAAAGAUGACAUAGUGCUCUUUUUCAAGACUGCUUAUUCGUACUGCACCAGGGAAGAUAUUUGGCUGCUCUGUCUCAUGAUAUUGACUUCGUACAGCGUCAGAGCAGAUCUUUCUGCAGACAUGAAGUAUGCUGUGAAUCAUCAGUGGUUUUAUAUGUUUGCCACCACAUUCUUUGUAAUAGCACCCGUAGUUUUUGUUGGCUUUCUGACUCGAGAUUGGAUAAUUGACAAGGAGGACACCUGUGGCCGAGCUAACUACUCUGACAUUGUGUGUGGUAGCCUAUACAGGUACUGGUUGGCAAUUGAUGCUCUUCGUAAAGCCAAUAAUAACGAGGACAACGAUACAUUCAAGCAGCGUCGUAGUGACUUGCAGUUGUUCGUACUUUACAUGACCCUUUUGAAGUCUGCACCACAGGCUGUCUUCCAGUUCUACGUCAAGUUGGAUACUGAUGGCUGGAAUACUUUCACAGGGUGGUCAGCAUGGGUUUCUGUGGCUACCGCCAGUGUAGCAAUACUCGGCUACCAUAAAGAUGUGAUGGAGCACUGCUCUGGGAAAAAACAAGAGAAGCUUUGGUGUUUGUGUCAUGGCUUCGGCAGAUUGUUGACUGGCGCACCUCGUCUUAUUGCCAUGGCGAUGAUUGGGAUCAAGCGUGACUUGACAGCCUUCCUGAUUAUCUGUCACAACGUUGUGGUGAUGCUGUUCAUCAUUUUAAUGUUGAGGAAUAUGAAGAAAGCCCCAAGAUUGUCCGGCUGGAAGGAACGUGCUGAAGUCCAGCUAACAGCAUUGGCGUGCGUGUUUUGUGUCAGCAACGUAGGUGAUCACUGCAAAGUAGUCAUGCAAACCACGUACUUUGCGUCCACUUUGCUAAACUUGCGCCUUAUCUGCGCCUACCUCACCGAUCAAGAUAAUCAAUUUUCUUCUGAAAAAAUCACCGUAAUUGUCUUCGCCGUAAUAGAGCUAGGAUGCAUCGCGAUGUGUAUCUACAAACUUUUUGAGGACUCUUCCUUUAAUACCCCGGUGCCUUUCUCCCGGAUUAUUCACAAGUCGGAGAUCUCUUUUCAGGAUCUCGAGUGCCUUCAUCUUAACCGUGACCAUCGUCAUGGCACUUACGCGGCAGUGGAAGUACAGCAAAAUCCACCACGACCAUCACGCACACUGUCACAUGCAGGCGCUUCGACGAAUCCACUCUUUGUGGAAGUUCCCAGGGAAGUGACGCCCAUGAACGCAAGCUGCUCUGACACACUUAGCAUGACUGAAGUUGAGACUUUGGUGUAGGAGGCUGUGCAUGUCUAAUGUCUCACUUUCACAAAACGAGUUGUGAGCGGAAAGACAUAGUGCACCUAUCUAUUCAGCCACAUGGCGCAACAUCACCAUCAUCACCACCAACAACAACAACAGCCUCACUACGUCCACUACAGCACAAAGACCUUUUCCAUGUGCCGCCAGGCAACUCGGUGCUGUGCUUGCUGCUACCAAUUUAUACCAGCAAACGUCUCUAUCUCAUCUCCUCAUAACCCGCUUGUCUUUUCGGCGAAUCUAGUUAGUCACCCUGAAUUUCCAACGGUUUUCCUGUGUACGCGCUACAUGCCCGCCCCAUGUCAAUUUCCUAUUCAUGACUUCAACUAUGAUAUCUUUAACCCAGGUUUGUUCCCUGAUCCCCUCUGUUAUCUUCUUAUCUCUUCAAGUUACACCUACUAUUUCCUUUGCGCUGCUUGCUGCGUCCUUCUCAAUUUAAGCGUAACACUUUUUGUAAGUCUCCAGGUCUCUGCUCUAUAGCUAAGUACCAGC